Haemorhous mexicanus (house finch) is the source of this 707-nucleotide messenger RNA. RefSeq names its product pyroglutamyl-peptidase I like (gene PGPEP1L). The record is from RefSeq and is a predicted model, not a curated record. Gene Ontology annotation, cellular component: cytosol. Gene Ontology annotation, biological process: proteolysis. Lineage: Eukaryota; Metazoa; Chordata; Aves; Passeriformes; Fringillidae. The transcript has 3 exons. Gene Ontology annotation, molecular function: pyroglutamyl-peptidase activity. Bases 42 to 533 code for a protein of 163 amino acids.
UGUCCAAGAGAGGCCUUGGUGAAAACAUUGAUCUCCGGAUCAUGCAGCUGCCAGUGGUUUACCAAAAAGCAAAGGAGCAAGUCUGCAAGAUAUGGACAACUCUUCAGCCACUGCUUACAGUUCACGUUGGGCUGGCUUCGUCCACCACAGCACUCAUCAUCCUGGAGCAGUGUGGGAAGAACAAAGGCUACCAGGAGAGGGAUGCUUGUGGUUUUCACCCAGACGGUGCCUGCUGCGUGCUAGAUGGCCCAGAGAAGAUUGAAUCUACAAUUAAUAUGAAGUCUCUCUGGAAAAACAUCUCAGUGGAAGGGAUUGAUAUCAUCCUUUCCAGAGAUGCGGGAAGGUACAUCUGUGAUUACACCUACUACACUUCUCUGUAUUAUGGCAAUGGAAGAGCUGCUUUCAUCCACGUCCCUCCAUUGUCUGAGUCGGUAACAGCAGAAUUUCUAGGAAAAGCAUUACAGACCAUUAUCUUAGCAAUGUUAGAACAGUGUGGGGAACAAAGAGAGAUGGAUCACAGAGGGAAAAAAUGAGGAUUUCUUAGAAUGCAAUUCCUUACCUCUGAAAUGAAGCAGAGCUAAAGAUUAUUUAAAAUCCACACACAAAGGAUUUUAUAGCUCACGUUAUUUUCGGUGAAAUUUCCUUGCAAAACCCAACCAACCGUUUGCAUCUAUUAUAAAAGGCUUGAGGGGAAAAAACCCAAAUGA